AUGUAUGAUAAAAACGUAUAUGGAAAAGAGGAAAACUUAAUAAAAAAACACGCCCGAACUUAGACUGGGCUUUCUCCCGCCGUCGAUGGCAACCUCGGCGGCGCUACGUUCCCUUAUCCGCCGUUCACGUCCUUCAUCACUCCUCUAUCUUCCCCGUGCCCUAACUUCUCAUUCCCCUCCCCCACUUCCCUCUCCUUUCACACGUCACUCUCCAUCCUCCACCAUUCUCGACGCGUUCCGCACGCGCGCUUUCUCCAGCAGCUCUUCCAAUGAUGGCGAUUUCGAUACCGACUCGUUCAGUCUCGAUUCUCCGGAUAAUUCCGAGAUUCUGAAAGCAGUCGCUGACAGCGCCAGUGCCGGCGAAGAUAUCCCUGCUUUCCCCGUUCGUGUGGUGAUUUCAAUGCUCGAUUCAUUCCACGAUCUUACUGGAUUUCCAUGGUGGUUAACUAUAGUUUCGUCUACUUUGGCUCUCAGAAUUGUUCUUCUUUUUCCUCUUGUUUUUACUCUUCACAAGCUUAAAAGGAUUUCAGAGUUUGCACCUAAAUUGCCCCCUCCAUUCCCACCACCUUUCUCAGGAAAGAGUUAUUUUCGUCAGAUUUCAUUCUUCGAGGAGAAGAGAAAAGCAGUUGGAUGCCCUUCAUAUGCAUGGCCGCUGGUACCAUUUAUGGUUCAGGUUCCCUGCUUUUUCAUGUGGAUGUUUAGCAUACGGAGGAUGUCACUAAAUGGCCACCCUGGUUUUGAUUGUGGUGGUGCUUUAUGGUUCCAGAAUUUAACAGAUUUCUCUCACGGUUAUUCAGGGUUCACCUUUCCUUUUCUGAUGGCCGGUUUGCACUACACUAUUGUUCAGGUAACCUUUAAGAAACCUUUGAUUGAAGGAACGCAGGACCUUUUUGACUUAUUAUCCGUGUACUACAAGCGAUACUUGGACUUUCUAACGCUGCCUAUAGUUUUCAUCGGCUUUUGUAUUCCCCAGGGAAGCCAAAUUUAUUGGAUUACAAAUAGUACAUUAACGCUCGUUCAGCACUUUGCCCUUAGAAAUCCUGCUACCCUUGCAAAGUUGGGGUUACUUGACAAAAAUCAUCAAAGAGCAGCUUCUGAGGAAAUCAGUGCUUCUAAAACACCCCAUUUACUUGGAAUACAAGACAAUAGUACAACAGUAGCUACCAAGGCAACUGUUUCUCCUGAAAAGAACCCUCUGGAUUCACCUGAAAAGUGGCAUAAAUUACCUACAGAGAACAUGUCCUCUGUAGAACUGACCACUCUUGCAGUCCCAUUUCUAAACAGUAAUGAUAAAGAAAGUGCAAUACCUUUACUAAAACUAGCACUGGAUAAGGAGCCUGAAUACUUGCGAGCUUUGGUUUUGAUGGGACGGGUUCUAUUGCUGAAGCAAAUAAAUGAUGAAGCUAUUGAAUACUUUGAGCGCGCAAUAUCAAAGCUUUUACUUGCUGGCCACCCAACUGAUCCAGAAGAGGUUGAUUUUUUGAUUCUUUCAUCCCAAUGGGCUGGAAUUGCCUAUGCACGACAGGGAAAGAAUGACGAAGCACGUGCUUACUUUGAAAGAGUUGCAAAUAUGGAGGAGCCCGAAGAUCCUACUAGCAAAGGCUAUUAUUUUGAUGGCUUGUUGCUACUUGCUAGCACUUUAUAUGAUGGUGGUCAAAAGGCUGAAGCUGCAAAGUAUCUGCGUCUUGUUGUUGCUUAUAAUCCUGGUUAUAAGAAAUUCUUGGAACAAUGUGAGCAAGAUGAAGAUUUGACUAGUGAUCUUUCCCGUAGUAGGAGAGAACUCUGAUUUUAGAUAUUUCAACGAUGUUCAUAUAUUUGUUGUAUUCUAUAUCUAAACAUAGUUUUCUCAUUUAUUUCAUGUUUGUUUUACAAUAUUUAAUUUAUAUUUUGACGAAUAAUGAGCUUAGAUGUCAGCUACAUUACGCAAUUAUUUGUUUAAAUAUUGAAGUGAUGGCAUCAUUUGUAUUUGAUUCUCCCCCAAUUAAAAAUAACUAACGUCUUUUCUGGGAAA
This is a messenger RNA of Trifolium pratense (red clover), 2011 nucleotides long. Its product is annotated as ALBINO3-like protein 2, chloroplastic. The transcript is spliced from 14 exons. Gene Ontology annotation, biological process: protein insertion into mitochondrial inner membrane from matrix; mitochondrial respiratory chain complex IV assembly. Gene Ontology annotation, cellular component: mitochondrial inner membrane. The coding region runs from base 86 to 1786 and encodes 566 amino acids. Gene Ontology annotation, molecular function: protein binding; membrane insertase activity. NCBI's taxonomy places the organism in Eukaryota, Viridiplantae, Streptophyta, Magnoliopsida, Fabales, Fabaceae. The record is from RefSeq and is a predicted model, not a curated record.